ACAUUCCAUAUCAGUUUGGUUUACGCAAGCGCGUCAACUCGACGCUUGUUCGCGUACUCAAACAGCUGUUCGGCCUUGAGUUAAUAAACACAAUCCAAACAAAUUGAACAAUAUGGACUUUAGCGACAAAGUGUUCCUAAUUACCGGGGCCAGUUCCGGCCUUGGAGCAGCGACAGCCAUUUAUUUAUCAAAACUAUCAGCGAAACUCGCCUUAGUUGGCCGCAAAGAAACAAACCUCAGAAGAAUAGCCCUAUACUGCGAGAAAACUAAAGGUAUAAAACCUCUUGCUAUCAUUGCCGACGUUACAGAAGAACUUAACGCUGAAAGAAUAAUAAAUGAAACAAUAGAACACUAUGGAAAACUAGACGUUUUAGUGAACAACGCCGGAGUUAUCGGAAUGGGAGGCAUUAAGAACUCAUCUAUGGAAACUUACGACAAAGUUAUGAACACAAACAUGAGAUCUGUGUACCAUUUGACAAUGCUAGCGACACCGCAUCUCAUUCAGAGCAAGGGUUGUAUUGUAAACACUUCCUGCAUUUCAAGUUCAAAGCCCAGUACGAUGGCCUUAGCGUACAACAUAUCGAAGGCCGCAUUAGAUCACUUCACGAAAUGUGUUGCGUUAGAGUUAGCACCAGAUGGCGUUCGGGUCAACUCAGUGAACCCAGGAUUUGUGAAAACUAACCUGCUGAAAGACAUUGGAUUGAGUGAGGAACAACUGGCUUUGUUUGUUGCCAAUGUGGUUGGUAACAUGCCUCUGAAGAAAGCAGUGGAAGGCGAUGAAGUUGCCGCUUUGAUUGCGUUUUUGGCCAGUGACAAAGCAAAGAGUAUUACUGGCUCGUCCUACAUUAUAGAUGGCGGUAGCAUAUUACGCUAGAAAUGAAUCAAAUUAUAUUGAAAACUUGUAAUAUAUUUAUUUGAAUAUGGUUAUUGGUAAAUGCCGCAUUUAACUGUUAUUAUUGUAUCAAUCAUGUGUUGUGCUUACGUAUUUCCUUAUUUGUUACUAGGUUUAUUUUACUACUUAUUAUAUACUUAGCGUUUCUUGUUGCCAUAAGGAAUUUCCAAUUCAUAAUUUAAAUAAUGAACUACAAUGUAAUCUCUGAGAUUAUUGCUUAUGUUAUAAUGCCUAGUCAAUGUAUAUCGUUAUACAAUCUAUUUUAAGUAUAACUUAAC
Spodoptera litura is the source of this 1170-nucleotide messenger RNA. RefSeq lists its product as uncharacterized. NCBI's taxonomy places the organism in Eukaryota, Metazoa, Arthropoda, Insecta, Lepidoptera, Noctuidae. The record is from RefSeq and is a predicted model, not a curated record.